AUGUCUUCCUCGAAUGAUGAAAACGUAUUCAAAAUCCCCUAUGAUAUUUAUAGAGAAAAUUCAGCAUCUAAACGAUGGAAAAUGCUGGCAACAGUGGUGAUGAAGAUACUCAGAGAGGGCUCCUUUGAUGGCGUUAGCAAUUUAGGUCAGCUUUUCAUAAAUUACGAACUUUUUACGGUCCAGAAAAUUAAUGAUCAACAUCCCGAUCCGGACGGCGACUGGUUCGAAUAUACAACUACUACAACAAAUGGCACACACUCUUUCAUAAUACGACAGCUCAAGCAGAAGUUAACGUUUGAAGAUUUUGAAGGAGUUGACAAUUCUGGAAAUGUGUGCAUUUGGCCAUCUGAGCAAGCAUUAGCAUUCUACUUACUUCAUAAUCCAAACAUGUUUAAUGGAAAAUCUGUUUUGGAAUUAGGUGGUGGAAUGACAUGCCUUGCAGGUUUAGCAGUUGCUAAAUUUUCAGCGCCUUCCAGAAUAGAACUAACAGAUGGAAAUGUAAAAUCUGUUGAGAAUGUUAGUCAGAUUUUACGACGGAAUGAUCUACAUAUGCGAGUAAUAUGCUCCGUUUUUGAAUGGGGUGUGAAUAAUUCAAGAUUUCGUGAUGUUCGGUCUAAAGUGGACGUCAUUAUUGCUGCAGAUUGCUUAUAUUCUAAGCGAAAUAGAUCAAAAUUCCUUAAAACCCUUACGGUAGCACUAAAAGAUACUGGUGUUGCAUUUAUUUUUGCACCUAAAAGGGACAACAUUAUCGAGAAGUUUGAAAAAGAAGCUUUUCUCAAAGGUUUUCGUUGUACUGAAGAACUUCAGUACAAUAAUAUCAUUUGGGAUAAACACUUGUUUAUGGAAAAAUAUAACAAAUAUAAUGCAGUUAAGCAUUAUCCAUUACUGAUUCUACUGACCAGAAUCCAUGAAGACCAAGAUGAUGAUGAUGAGUUGUAA
Gryllus bimaculatus (two-spotted cricket) is the source of this 939-nucleotide messenger RNA. The record is from the annotation of a GenBank genome assembly. NCBI's taxonomy places the organism in Eukaryota, Metazoa, Arthropoda, Insecta, Orthoptera, Gryllidae.